AUGCCCACAAUUGAUGAUGAUCUGAUCAAUCUUAAUCAUAAUUUCAAUUACACCGAUAGUCAUCAUGAUACUAAUCAAGGAUCUCUACUUGAAAAAAUUCUACAGGCCGAUCAGCAACAUCAAGCGAAAGUGUUACGCCAUCUUCAUCAUAUUCUGGAUGGGAAAAUAUACUACAUCAAAGCAGCUGGUGUAUCUUAUCGGCAACGUUUACGUGAAGAUCAAUGUGUUGUCGAAUAUGAUGGUAAAUAUCUGAAUGAAAACAGCGUCAUCCAACUGCGAAAGAAACUCUAUCGCGUAGAAAACUGUUUGCUAGAACGAGUUUUCCAUGCAUGUGGUCCGAAUUUAUUGUUAAUGUUAAAUGUGGUCUGUCGAGUUGUUGAACAACAUCAAAUAACAACCCCAAUGCCAGCGGUCCAUCGCCAAACAACUUCAACAUCGAAAGAUUUUCUUCAUCGAAUAUCUCCGCGAGCCAGUAAAACACCUCGAGUGAUUACUGAAUCUUGUUGUGAAAAUCUUUGUACUAUCUCUGAGCUGACACGAUACUGUCAUCGAUAA
This is a messenger RNA of Adineta ricciae, 555 nucleotides long. NCBI's taxonomy places the organism in Eukaryota, Metazoa, Rotifera, Eurotatoria, Adinetida, Adinetidae. The record is from the annotation of a GenBank genome assembly.